This is a messenger RNA of Corylus avellana, 2192 nucleotides long. The record is from RefSeq and is a predicted model, not a curated record. Lineage: Eukaryota; Viridiplantae; Streptophyta; Magnoliopsida; Fagales; Betulaceae.
AUUCCAGAGAACAGAAGCUGUUGGCGGGUUGGGUUUUCAUUUGCUCAAACAAAAAUAUAUAAGAAAGAAAGUAAUGUUAGCCUCCUUAACCCUAUUUCUAGCGCCGGUUUCUCCUUCCCCAUUUCUCUCCGUCAAUCGCCUCUCUCACAUUCACUCCUCUCCUCUCCCCGCCGCCGACUUGUUGAGGGCGACAUCUAGGAGGCUCGUUUUGGCAACAAAGAUACACUCGGCCUCGACAAUGGCAGCUGAGGAGCCAAAUCUGAAGCGAAAGCUGGCAAAGUUGUUCGAAGCUUCGCUUAAGGCAACGGUGCCUAAUGUGCCGGAUGUAGAGCCGUUGGUUGCUGCUUGCACUGCAAAAUUUGGUGAUUAUCAAUGUAAUAAUGCGAUGGGCCUAUGGGCUCAAAUAAAAGGAAAGGAAACUGAAUUUAGGGGCCCCCCAUCUAUUGGACAGGCCAUCAUGCGAAAUCUCCCUCAAUCAGAAAUGUUAGAAUCAUGUUCUGUAGCUGGCCCAGGAUUUGUGAAUGUCAAAUUAUCUAAUAGCUGGAUAGCUAAGAGUGUUCAAAAAAUGCUAAUUGAGGGUAUUGAUACGUGGGCGCCACAGCUUCCAAUCAAAAGGGCCGUUGUCGAUUUUUCUUCUCCUAAUAUAGCAAAAGAAAUGCAUGUAGGCCAUUUAAGGUCUACUAUUAUUGGGGACACGCUAGCCCGUAUGCUCGAGUUUUCACAUGUUGAAGUCCUUCGGAGAAACCAUGUUGGUGAUUGGGGGACUCAGUUUGGUAUGUUGAUUGAGUUCCUCUUUGAGACGGUUCCAAACUGGGAAGAUGGUAAGGAAAUUGCUAUUGGAGAUCUGCAGGCAUUCUAUAAGGCAUCAAGGGAGAGAUUUAAGAAUGAUCCCGAUUUUAAGGAGAGGGCACAAAAGGCAGUGGUUCGGCUUCAGGGUGGGGAACCAAAUUACCAUAGGGCAUGGGUGCAGAUUUGCGAAAUCAGUCGGAAGGAGUUUCAAAGGAUUUAUAGACGGCUUGGAGUUCAUUUAGAGGAAAAGGGGGAAAGCUUCUACAAUCCUUAUAUACCUGAGGUUUUGAAGGAAUUGACUGGUAAAAAUUUAAUUGAAGACAGUGAGGGUGCCCGUGUGAUCUUUAUGGAAGGGUUUAAUAUACCUCUUAUGGUUGUGAAGAGUGAUGGUGGUUACAAUUAUGCUUCAACUGAUCUAGCAGCUCUUUGGUAUCGCCUUAAUGAAGAGAAAGCUGAGUGGAUUAUAUAUGUUACUGAUGUUGGGCAGCAGCAACACUUUCAUAUGGUGUUUAAGGCUGCCAAUCGUGCAGGUUGGCUGCCAGAUGAUGACAAAUCGUACCCUAAAGCUAGCCAUGUGGGUUUUGGUCUUGUUCUUGGAGAAGAUGGGAAGCGCUUCCGAACUCGUGACACUGAAGUCGUUCCGUUAGUUGAUUUACUUGAUGAAGCCAAGAGUCGCAGUAAAGCAGCCCUUAUCGAACGUGGUAAGAAUGUAGAAUGGACCGAAGAGGAGCUCGUGCAAACUGCCGAGGCAGUUGGUUAUGGUGCUGUUAAGUAUGCCGAUUUGAAGAACAACAGAACGACCAAUUACACGUUUAGUUUUGAUCAGAUGCUAAAUGAUAAGGGAAAUACUGCUGUAUAUUUGCUGUAUGCUCAUGCUCGAAUCUGUUCAAUUAUAAGGAAAUCUGGUAAAGACAUAGAGGGGUUGAAAAAUACUGGGGAAAUAGUGUUGGCUCAUGCGGAUGAACGUGCAUUGGGGCUUCAUCUGCUGCAGUUUUCUGAGAUUGUUGAGGAGGCCUGCACCAAUCUGUUGCCAAAUGUGUUGUGUGAAUACCUCUACCAUUUGUCAGAAUGCUUUACAAAAUUCUAUUCCAAUUGUCAGGUGGUUGGGUCGGCUGAGGAAACAAGCAGACUCUUGCUAUGCGAAGCUACUGCAAUUGUGAUGAGGAAAUGCUUUUAUCUCCUUGGGAUCGUUCCUGUUUUCAAGAUAUGAUACUCUAUAGUCUAUACAAUAGAAAGGGUUCAAAAUACAUUUAAUUUACGCCAUUUGCUGUGUAGGCCGUACAGAUUGCAUAUGGUUGCGAGUUUUGGUGAAACAAUUCGGCCAUGCAGUGUAGUGGUUGGAUUCUAGUUCCGAAAUACUCUUUUAAGUUAUGUGAAUGGAGGAGCGGUAGUGUUUAUUUUUA